This is a messenger RNA of Fusarium sp. VM40, 159 nucleotides long. Lineage: Eukaryota; Fungi; Ascomycota; Sordariomycetes; Hypocreales; Nectriaceae. The record is from the annotation of a GenBank genome assembly.
AUGUCUAACGAGAAACAAUUUGACAACCUUCACACUGAGAUGUUUGAUCUCGGAAUUAAGAACCGCCGCGAGGUGGUUGGAGAUUCUUACGUCGAUGCUGCUCUGAAGAAUGGAAGUAGCGAGUUCUCUUACCCAGGUCAACAGCUUGUGACGGAGUAA